AUGACUGGCAAGGAAAUCCUCCACAAGAUGAAGAUCCACUUUCUGUCAGCUUCUCAAUCUCCAACUCUCUGCUCGACGCUCUCCAGCCUGGUCCCUGAAUAUGGAGUCUAUAUCCUUGAAUUGAAGGAAAAGGUGGGUUUAGGUCCACCUGCGUUUGACACAGGAAAAGGAAAGAGUAAGAUGUCAAAGAAGACGACACAUGGCUAUCAUUUGGUUGAAGGAAAAUCAGGUCAUAGCAUGGAAGAUUAUGUUUUUGCACAAUUCAAAGAAGUUGGGGACAAUGAGCUAGGUCUAUUUGCAAUAUUUGAUGGUCAUUUGAGCAAAGAUAUACCAAAUUAUUUGAAGUCUCAUCUGUUUGAUAACAUCUUGAAAGAGCCUGACUUUUGGACUUCAACGGAGACAGCAAUCCGACGAGCGUAUCGGAUCACUGAUUCCAAAAUUUUGGAGAAAGCCAAGGAUCUGGGUAGAGGGGGUUCAACAGCUGUUACUGCAAUUCUGAUAAACUGCGAGAAGCUGGUAAUUGCUAACGUUGGAGAUUCUCGUGCCGUCAUUUCCAAGAAUGGUGUGGCAAAACAAUUAUCAGUUGAUCAUGAGCCUGACAAAGAAAGGGACAACAUUGAGAGCAGAGGUGGCUUUGUAACAAAAUUUCCUGGCGAUGUUCCACGUGUUGAUGGCCAGUUAGCUGUAGCAAGGGCAUUUGGUGAUAAAUGCUUGAAAGAACACCUUAGCUCAGAACCAGAUAUAAUGGUCGAGUUUAUUGAUGAUGAAACUGAGUUUGUUAUCUUGGCCAGUGAUGGCAUUUGGAAGGUAAUGUACAAUCAGGAGGCAGUUGAUUGCAUCAAGAAUAUAAAAGAUCCUAAAUCAGCAGCUAAGCGCCUUAGUGAAGAGGCACUUGCACGGAAUAGCACCGAUGAUAUCUCCUGUAUCGUUUUAAGGUCAUUUGUCUUCAUUUACAAGUUCGUAAUGGCCGUUACUCGAUCAUCCUCGUUUAAAGCACAACUUCUCGCCGAUUCUGGCCAUGGAGGGAUGACCAAGGCGACGUUAGUUGAAAGGGGAAGCAAUCUCUUGGCAAAAAUGACAAAGCUUCAUCAACUAAGAAGACAUUGA
This is a messenger RNA of Fraxinus pennsylvanica, 1107 nucleotides long. The record is from the annotation of a GenBank genome assembly. Lineage: Eukaryota; Viridiplantae; Streptophyta; Magnoliopsida; Lamiales; Oleaceae.